Molecule: messenger RNA, 2498 nt
Organism: Macrobrachium nipponense
Lineage: Eukaryota; Metazoa; Arthropoda; Malacostraca; Decapoda; Palaemonidae
Product: ankyrin repeat and SOCS box protein 1-like
Exons: 4
Coding region: 1-579 (192 amino acids)
Biological process (GO): intracellular signal transduction
Source: RefSeq, a predicted model, not a curated record
AUGCUACGACCUAGUCGGUCAGCUGGAGAUGGGCUGUUGUUGGAGUAUGGAGCAGAUACAGAGCCUUUUGAUUACACAACGUGUAUUCCAGGAUGGCCUUUACAACACUCGGUUGUUUAUGCACAUUUUACCUGUUUCUUAGAAUUGAUAAGAGGGGGUGCCUUGCCAAAUCUCACAUCGGUAUCUUUUCCGCUCAAAGAAGCUGUGAUUGCCCGCCUAUCAGUACCACAUGCUGUACUGAAGUAUGCCAAGGAUUACCCAGAAUUUAUUAGACUCUACCAUGAAGCUGGUGGUAAUUUAUGCCAAGCUAAUACAUCAGGUGUACCACCAUUAGAGGCAAAUUUUGAAAGUUCUCCGGCCAAAGAUGCUUUAGCUUCGUUUACUGGUCUUCCUCUUAGUCUGAAGUCACUGUGCCGUCUCAGUGUACGCCGUCAUUUAACCAAAAAAAGGCUUCACCGCAUUCCAUGUUUGGGAAUUCCAUCGUCACUUAUUCCAUUUUUAAAAUUUGAAGAAUUUAAUGUAUACACCAUAAGAACCAAAGAAAAUACCCAUGAAAAAAUCUUAGAAAAAGAAGAAUAGUGUAUAGUAGUGUGUUAAAUGUCUAGUGUGAAUGUAAUGUUGUAAUUCUGUUUUUAUGUUAAAUGUUUUAUGUGAGUUGGAACUUGGCCAACAAGUAUUUGUUGAUUUCAAAAGAUAAAUGUAGAAUUUUAGACCUUUAACAGAGAAGAAAUAUAAUUUAUUAGUAGUUUUCUGCCAUAGUCACUGCUUUGAAUGUAUAUAUGUAAUUGUUCAUCUUGUUAGACAUGAGAUUGUGUUUGGUGGAAAGUAAUGAGCUGGUCUUAUUAUGUUGCAAGACUGUUUUAUUAUUGAUUUUUUAAUAAUAAUGCAUCUGUUGUCACAUUCUUAAAAUUUGUUUGCUAUAACUUCUAGUCAAAGUGCAACAUCAAAAUGAUUAAUUUAAAAAUAAGGUGAUCAUGAAAUUUUCAUGGUUGCCGGGAUAGUUAGUACAGAGUAGUAAACGAACUGUACUACCUUUUACAAAGUAUUUUGGCACUUGAUAGUUUUGCACCUAAUUCUGAUUAAGUACAGACUGUCUAUUGUUAUGUAUGAGUAUUCUUUAUAUAAAACUGCUGUAUGAUGUUCAAGUUAUAUGCUGAUGUCCAUAUAUUAAUGGAAAAUAAUUGGCCUCACCCAGGAAGUUUCACUAGAUAAAGUGCUAUCCCAUUAAGAUUUAUUACCAUCAUUCAUCAGUUUAACCAGGCUACAGAGCCAAGACAUUUCUUUUCAAGAUCUGUUUCUGAUAUUUGAAAUAAUUUGCAUCCACUCUUUAUUGCAUUUUUCAGCUGUUGCAAUUUGGUUGUGCAAAGCUCUUCAUUAAUGGUGUCCUCUGCAGUACUGUAACACCCAAAGACUAUCAAACAGACCACUUUUGAUAGAUGUAGAUGUCACUUGCUCAACUAUUUUGGAAAGUGGACCCAUGGUCUUUCUUUAGCUUGUUUUGUAACCGAUUCAGGUUCAAAAAUGGGAAAGCCAUGUUUGAUCUCGGUUUAAUAAUCUAACAUAAAUAGUGUAGGUCAGCCUGGAAAUUAUUCAAAUCAUCUCAAGUUUCCACUCUGGUAAGCUUCUGUUCUGGUAUCAACAUUAUACUUUUGCCUGUGGGCUUGGCUCUGUUAGAUAAUUAUAUGUUUCAUUCAAAACCAUGCAGUGAAUGGUAUCCUCUUAAGUACAUGUGGAUGUUUUCAACUGACUAACUGUGGGGUUCACUUGUGUUGUUUCACUUGUGUUGUCCUUCACCCACUUGAAUUUAGCAGCCUAACUAAUAAUUGUAGCUUAAGGGAAGUUUUGACCAAGUGAGGUGACUAGUGUCUUAAAAAUUUUGCUCUCUCACAGUAACUUUUUGAGGGUCUCACCUGUAAUGCAAUAUUUGCAAGCAGUUUAAUUCUUGUAUAGUCAUCAAAGUGGUAGUAGUGUGCAUCUAUAUCUGCACCAAAAAGUUUAGUUACUACUCCUUUCUGGGUGAGCCAGAUAACUUUUUGAGUGAUCCUCAUAGUUAGGUCAUUUAAUUCUGUAAAUUUUCAUAAAUGAUUACAUGCUCAUACUGUAUGACAAAUUACAAAUGCCCUCUACCUGGCACAAGUUGUUGGUAGAGCUUUCAUCUAGUCACUGCAAUUAGUCAUUCCUGAGUUUGAAAUGUUAAGAAUUCAACCUUAAUAUUCAAUUUUUAUUUCACUGCUACAGUUGAGAAGUUUCUAAAAGUAAAUUUCUGAAAAAGUUAAUUCUAGGAAAAUACAAUAAUAUUCAUACAAAAAUCAUGUAGAGUAGAGUACUGUAAAAUUACGACAGAUCUUUGGUUGAGAUUCCCUAACAUACUUUCAAAACUUUUGAGUCUCAAAAUGCACUUAGAACCUGUAGCUUUUUUAAAGGUGGUUUUGAACACCAAAUGAUUAAAAAAAAUUACAAUGAAAUUUUUCCAAACUGAAAAUAAAGCUUAAAAUUCA